UUUUUCUUUUGCUUUUCUAAAAUAAAUGGGUGUUUUUGUGGCUCACUGGCUCACUCUGUAUGUUAUAUAUAGGCCUCAAUUCUCUUAGUUCUUCAUUGGGUCGCCAGAGGCCGACGCUCAGUGGCUCAUUGAUCAGUAUAUUCAUUCUUCAGCAUCAGCAGGGUCGGUUUCUGUGCCAGAUCAGACGAUGGAGAAAAGCGUUAUUGGUGCAAGCCAAAGGUUGGGGGGUUUAGGUACUUUCUUGAGGAAAUGUAUGUUUAGCGUUGUAUCUGUGGGCCCCAUUCCUGAGCACAUUGCCUUCAUCAUGGAUGGGAACCGAAGGUAUGCAAAGAGGAGGAACUUACCUGUAGCGGAAGGUCAUAAAGCCGGAUAUUUGGCUCUCAUGUCCAUUCUGAGGUACUGCUAUGAAUUGGGAGUCAAGUAUGUAACAGUUUAUGCCUUCAGCAUUGAUAAUUUCAAGCGACGGCCAGAGGAGGUGCAAACUCUAAUGGAUCUGUUGCAGGAGAAGAUUGAGGUGCUGCUUGAGAAAGAAAGUAUUGUUAACCAAUAUGGUAUCAGAGUAUAUUUUAUUGGUAACUUGAAACUUCUGAAUGAGCCUGUCAGGGAUGCUGCUGAAAAGGCAAUGAAGGCUACUGCCAACAACUCCAAGGCUGUGCUUUUGAUCUGUGUGGCCUAUACUUCAUGUGAUGAGAUUGUUCAUGCUGUACAAGAAUCCUGCAAUGAGAAAGGGAAUGAAAUUCAGGCAUUGAAUGGAACCAAGGUUAGCAAUGGUGUGACUUAUGGAGUUGAAAGGGGAGAGAAGAUUAAUGGUGUGAUGGAGUGUGAUGUUCAUAAAUCAUGCAACGGCAGUUUGGAUGGAGAAGCAGCAUUAGAUACCAGUAAACCUUGCAGUGAAAGAUAUGAGGCGGAUGAGAAGGAAAAUACAACUGUUAAUCAUGUUGAAAAAGAUAAAGGGGGUGAAGUUGCAAGUAGAAUUUGCAAUGGUCUGAUUGAAGAUGUUCAAGAGAGUGAGAAGUUGCCACACAAAAUUCCUAAUGUAAAGCUGGUCGAUGUUGAGAAGCACCUGUACAUGGCAGUGGCACCUGAUCCAGACAUUAUGAUUCGAACUUCGGGUGAGACCCGCCUGAGCAAUUUCCUACUCUGGCAAACUUCUAACUGCCCAUUGUACUCCCCUGCUGCUCUGUGGCCAGAGUUGGGCUUAUGGCACCUGGUUUGGGCAGUUCUGAAUUUCCAGAGAAACCACUACUAUUUGGAGAAGAAAAGGAAGCAAAUGUAACAUUUUCAAUGCCACAGAGAUUUUGCACAUCAUGUGGUAGCCAUGCAUAGAUAUACAGCAUAGUGCUUAAUAUUACCCUGGAAGCUUGGAAAGCUUGGGAAUGGGAUACAAGCUGAAAAUUUCCCUAAUUAUUUGCUAAUGAGAUUGAAUGUAAUAAUAAUAACAGUAUAUCCAUGUUUAUAUUCUUAUUAACCAUCCUAAUUUCGUGUUGCGAUUUA
Molecule: messenger RNA, 1494 nt
Organism: Prunus persica (peach)
Lineage: Eukaryota; Viridiplantae; Streptophyta; Magnoliopsida; Rosales; Rosaceae
Product: rubber cis-polyprenyltransferase HRT2
Exons: 2
Coding region: 188-1276 (362 amino acids)
Biological process (GO): polyprenol biosynthetic process
Cellular component (GO): endoplasmic reticulum
Source: RefSeq, a predicted model, not a curated record